This is a messenger RNA of Alternaria arborescens, 939 nucleotides long. RefSeq lists its product as hypothetical. Gene Ontology annotation, cellular component: extracellular region. Lineage: Eukaryota; Fungi; Ascomycota; Dothideomycetes; Pleosporales; Pleosporaceae. Bases 1 to 939 code for a protein of 312 amino acids. The transcript has a single exon. The record is from RefSeq and is a predicted model, not a curated record.
AUGAGUUCGAAAUUUUACAUCCCUCCUCCAUCCAUCCGUACGCGCCUUGUGGGUAUCUUCUCCAGACAAGUGCUCUUCAGUAGACCGGGUUCGGUCGGUAACUACCAUAUGUCGCAACCCUACGAUGACCAAUACUGGUAUAUCCGACCUGUCGGAAGCAGUCACCCCAAUCGAUACCUGGUCGUGAGCGGAUACACAGAUGCAGCUCUCUUUGCCAGUUCCAGCGGGAGUGUGGGAUGCUAUGCACCCAUCGGUAAAUACGAGGACCAAUAUUUUGAGCUUCAGCAAGGUCAAGGAGUCAGAUCAGACCAGUUUCGCCUUCAUGUGCCUGCGACCAAUUCAGUUAUUUAUUCACGAACCGAUCCGGACCCUACAGUCGGGUGCUACCAUGCGGAUGGAGAACCCUACCCUGACCAUUGGUUCAAGUUUGAAUUGGAGCCAUUGGACCUCGUCCGUACCGAUUACGAUGUCAAGAACGCGCGUAUUCUGAGUACUCAACCGAAGACCAUAUUCUCGCAAAAGUCGAAGAAUGAUUCAGACCGGGAGCAAACCCCGACUAUCUCGAUAAGUGAGACGACCGGACAAUCUUCUACUUUCGAAACUGAGGUUGGCCUCGAGUUAGGGGUAACUACCUCAUUCAGUGCUGGGUUACCAAUCGUGGCUGAGGGCAAGGUCGAAAUCAGUGCGAAGAUGCAUACGAAUUUGACAAUCGGGACCACAAACACGAGCUCGCAGUCAUGGGAAGCUACUGUGUCAAUGAAUGUUCCUGCGCACUCAGUUUAUAGAGUUACCGCUACUGUAAUAGAGUCAGUCCUUGAGGUGCCUUUCACAUCGACUUGGAAGUCAAAGACAUCUGGAGUUACUAUGACAACUGAGGGAACAUUCAAAGGAAACAGCUGUGGAGACCUAUCGACACACUACUUUAUAGACAACGAGUAG